UGAGAAUUGCCCUCAUAGGUUGAGCCGCGCGUUGAUUUGAGGGAAGGGUUGAUUAGGCUUCAACGCGAGUCAGGCUAUCCGUGGCGUCGCGCGCAUGCCACACUAAGUUAGUGGGUUUGGAAAUGCUAAAGCGCCUCCUCGCUGAUAUGCACUCGCACACAAAGCAAAGGGAUCCGCUCGCGAAACUGGGAACUAUCUACUGAUCCUCCAGGUCUUAGUACAAAACACGGGAAUCUCGUCCUCGGCAGGUCCUCUUUAUGGGAGCGGACACAAGGAUGGUUAUGUAAUGGGUCUUGGAGAAGUGCCCGGGAAACCUUCCCUUCAUGUGGAAAGCAGAAUGAGCAGGUUUCUUUCAGCUGAGAAGAAGUUUGGUUUCGACCUGAAGCACAUCAGGAAAUAAGGAAUCACAGUUAUAAAGGGAUAAUAACAGAAUAUAGAGUAGCUGCAGAACAUUCUCACUAAUCAAGAGAGGGUAUUCUGGUUCGCACCUUUGGAUUGUACGUUUUUUGCCUGGCUGGCAGGAAAACAUUUUGGAGUACGUUAUUUGGAUCUUGUGAAAUAUCCUAAAUCUUUGGAAAAGCAGACGAAUAAGCCCGACAGAUCAGAGCCCAACGCUUGCCCAUCAUGGAAAUUGAAAUGCUGAUGUUAUAAAGAUACAUUUAUGGUCAAAUGACCGUCUUUACGCGCUCUCUAAUCUAACUACCCGAGCCUAUCUAUGAGAUGGAAAAACGGGGACUCAACGGCGUCCUUUAUUAUUUAAUUCUUAAUGCACCCUUGUUAUUCUGUGUAAAUGCUACAUUUACUGAAGUGCCCAAAGAUGUGAGUGUCAGUGAGGGAGAAGACGUUGAGAUGCCGUGCGCCUUUCGGGCCAUCGGAUCAUCGCCCUUCUCGCUUGAGAUCCAGUGGUGGUACCUAAAGGAGACAACACCUAAAGAACAUGUACACGAACUGCAAAUAAGCGCUCCGGCGAACAGAGCCAAGGUCACUCAAAAGGAUGCCACAAAAAUAAGCACUGUGAGGGUGCAGGGCAGCGCCAUAUCUCACAGGCUUAGUCUGUCCAAGGUGCGGAAGGAGGACGAAGGGGUGUAUGAGUGCCGAGUUUCCGACUUGUACUCCGACGAGACUCAGGAAUACAAGGUUCAAGCCACCCUCCGGGUGAGUCCGCGUGAUGGCAUGGUGGCCGAGGAGGCCGUGUCCCACAUCCAGAAUAGAUGGCCACUGAGGAACAGCAAGGACGCGGUGGCAGGGGGGCGGGCUACCUCUGAGCCGGGUCAGGGAAAGCCUCGUGUGCCUCCUCCGGCGGGACAUGGCCCCCUCCCCGCCAGCACGACGACCACUGCCUCCGCAGCAAAGUCCUCAGCUUCGCCGAGGCCCGGCAAUGCGGCCAUCCUCCGACAGCAGCAUGGAGCAGGUUCUGGAGCCAUUACCACCACUGACCCGUUCCUCUUCAUCACUCUCCUGAUCCUGCAUAAGCUCCUCCCCUCCCUGUUUGCCCAGUAAGAGACUUCAACCAAACGACGACCCGAAGGUUUUUACUUUAUGUACCAAACAACGAAAGGGAAAUAUAUAUAGAUGUAAACCGUUAUGGCACAUCACUGAGGAUGAGGAAACGAAUGGCAAUGAAAGGAGAAGAACGGACUGAUGACAUAAGGACUGAAUGAAAGAAAAGGAGGAGACGGUGGUCUUCUGACUGGGACUAAUAGAGGACACGUCUAAGAACUGGAAUCAUAUGGAUUGUAUGAGAAGCAUGAAACAAGGAAUCUAUGUGAAUAGGAACUUCACCUCUGUGUCAUACACACAACCGACAUCCACUAAACGCUGCAUCCAGUUUCCAAAUAGUAUCUGCCGUGCUUCAUGCAUGGCUGUUCUUAUUUAUUUUCGGGUGGAUAUGUUUUUAUGUUUUAUUUUCUAUUUGUAUUAUAUUUUCAGUUCUAUGGAUUUUAUUUGGAAUUCAUUUUUCAGGAUUUUGAAAUUAUUUUGAUCAUAUCUGCUUUUGGUUGUUUUUAUUUUUUGUAUUCUAAAAGAGAUCCACUCCUCAUGUUUGUUCAAGUUGAUUUGCAUGAGCUGUUGAACAGAAACCCAUCAUGUUUGUUCACAGACAUCAAAGAUGGGGCUUUUUUAAAUGUUUGGUUCAUUCAUGGAGACUGUGAGCCUAAGUAGUUAUGUUGCCUCUCGCUCUCUCGCUCUCUCUCUCUCUCUCUCUCUCUCUCUCUCUCUCUCUCUCUCUCUCUCUCUCUCUCUCUCUCUCUCUCUCUCUCUAUCUCUCUCUCUCUCUCUCUCUCUCUCGCUCUCUCUCUCUCAAGCGUUGUUUCAUGAUGUAAACAAAUAUGACCUUAUAUAUUUUGAUUAAAUAAGGCACACAUUACCAUAGUUGUUGUUAGUCACCUUCAAUAAUGUUUAUUUUUAUUAAAGAUAUGGUGGUCAAAGGUAAGACAUUCAUUUAUAAAAUCAACAAAAAAAAAACGUAUUGGUAUGUUGCCAACACCAGUUGAAAUAAAAGUUGUUGUUUUUUUAAAUAAAAAUUGACAUCAAAGGCGUUAUAUGUGAACAUUGAA
This is a messenger RNA of Salvelinus fontinalis (brook trout), 2555 nucleotides long. RefSeq names its product V-set and transmembrane domain-containing protein 2B-like. The record is from RefSeq and is a predicted model, not a curated record. NCBI's taxonomy places the organism in Eukaryota, Metazoa, Chordata, Actinopteri, Salmoniformes, Salmonidae. The transcript is spliced from 5 exons. Bases 721 to 1500 code for a protein of 259 amino acids.